GGAGUUUGGCGGGAGGUCGCUGCAAGCCGGGCGUAGGCCGCAGAGGUCGCGAGUUCAGGCGUCCCGACUCCCGUGUGGCUGUCGCGAUGUUUUUCUCCCAGGCCGGGGCCCGGCCGCGGAUGUGGGAAGCCAGCCAGUCAGAGCACAAGAAGUGGGUGGAAGUAUUUAAAGCAUGCGAUGAAGAAAACAAAGGCUAUCUAAGCAGAGAGGACUUUAAAGUUGCUGUUGUAAUGCUGUUUGGAUACAAGCCCUCCAAGAUAGAAGCUGAUUCUGUGAUGUCCUCAGCAGAUCCAAACACUUCUGGGAUAUUACUUAAGGAGUUUUUAGACAUUGUAAGGAAAAAGAAGGAAGUUCAACUAUAUCGGAAUGAAAUAAGACACAUCUUCACAGCUUUUGACAGGCACUAUCGUGGAUAUUUAACUCUGGAAGAUUUCAAAAAAGCAUUUAAGCAGGUGGCUCCCAAGUUAUCGGAAAGGACUGUUCUCGAGGUAUUCAGGGAAGUCGAUCAAGACUCAGAUGGUCACGUCAGCUUUAAAGACUUCGAAUAUGCCAUGAACUAUGGACAAAGUCCAAUCAUGGGAAAAACAGCAGACAAAUCCUAAUUCAGAGACAUUCUACAAAACACCUGACCAGCACUUCUCAAAACUGUCAAGGUCAAAAACAAGGAAUGCCUGAGAAAUGUCACAGCCAAGAGGAGCCUAAGGAGACAUGACAGCUAAAUGUAAUGUGAUAGCUGGGAUGGAAUCCUGGAAAAGGAAAAAUACAUUAGGUAAAAACCCUGGAAAACUGAAUAAAGCAUGGGCUUUGGUUAAGAGUAAUGUCAAAAUUGUUUCAUUAAUUAUAACAAAUGUAUGAUACUAAUGUAAAAUGUUAAUAAUAGGUGAAACUGGGUGUGAGGUGUAUGGGAAAUCUGUACUAUCUUCACAAUUUUUUUUUGUAAAUCUAAAACUGUUCUAAAAUAAAAGUUGAUUUUAAAAUUUU
Mesoplodon densirostris (Blainville's beaked whale) is the source of this 981-nucleotide messenger RNA. It is a transcript of the gene EFCAB11, whose product is annotated as EF-hand calcium binding domain 11. Gene Ontology annotation, molecular function: calcium ion binding. The record is from RefSeq and is a predicted model, not a curated record. The transcript is spliced from 7 exons. Lineage: Eukaryota; Metazoa; Chordata; Mammalia; Artiodactyla; Ziphiidae. Gene Ontology annotation, cellular component: cytoplasm. The coding region runs from base 87 to 602 and encodes 171 amino acids.